Messenger RNA from Bombus impatiens (common eastern bumble bee), 4611 nucleotides. It is a transcript of the gene Syn2, whose product is annotated as gamma-1-syntrophin. The coding region runs from base 396 to 1931 and encodes 511 amino acids. The record is from RefSeq and is a predicted model, not a curated record. Gene Ontology annotation, cellular component: intracellular anatomical structure; dystrophin-associated glycoprotein complex. The transcript is spliced from 10 exons. Gene Ontology annotation, molecular function: structural molecule activity; protein binding. NCBI's taxonomy places the organism in Eukaryota, Metazoa, Arthropoda, Insecta, Hymenoptera, Apidae.
UGCGCCUCAGCCGCGGGCUUUUAGCUACUUUUAGCCCACUCCAAUUUUUCUGCGUCCCGGUUAACGGGGUUUUUACUUCACCGAACGUUUUAAAACGUCACGAUGGUAUGGUUUGAAAAAUCACGAUUUUCGAUAAAUUUGUCACAUUUUAAAAUAUCGUGAGUUCUUGAUUACAUAUCUUCUGCGAGUACUUUGGUGAAUUUUUUUUGAUAAGAACAAUAAGAAUAUGAUCUUGGCUUUUCAUUGUUCGAGUAGUACUUGCAAUUGUGUCGAACGAUUCGUCUAAAGCUAUGUUACUUGUUAUAUCAACAAUUUACGAAACUUUGUUAACCCCGGAAAUUUGUGUUUGGCAAUACGGGGACUUGUAUGUAUGAGCUGCAUAAUUAUAUUAAAUAAUGAGAAUCAACGCAACGAAAAUGAGUACUCCGAUCGAGGAGAAGAUUGAUCAGAAGCUGAAGGUGAGGACAGGGAUGGUGAGUGUUAGUGAUGGAAAAAGUAAGUCAGUACCAAUGCGUUUACAUCUGUCUAUGGAAGUUUUAAAGCUCCAAAGGGAAGAUUUAGAGCAGACAGCAAAUCAUAAUAAACCACCAUUAGAUGCUAAAGAGAGAAUGGUGCAAAUCACUAGACAAAAGGUUGGAGGAUUAGGAUUAAGCAUAAAGGGAGGAGCAGAGCAUAAACUUCCUGUACUCAUAUCUAGAAUUUAUAAAGGUCAGGCAGCUGAUGAAUGUGGUCAACUAUUUGUAGGAGAUGCAAUUAUUAAAGUAAAUGGAGAAUAUAUAACUGCAUGUAAUCAUGAUGAUGCUGUUAACAUUUUGAGAAAUGCAGGUGAUAUAGUAGUUUUGACAGUAAAACAUUAUCGUGCAGCAAAGCCAUUUUUACAAAAAAAUGAAAAAGAAGAGAAAUUAGAUAAUGUUGCAAAUGGAGGUUCAGAAGAUGAAUGGUUAUCACCUAACAGACAAAGUGGUAGUCCUAGAUGUGGUCAUAGUAGACAAAGUUCAAAUGCAUCAGCCACUUCAAUGCAAUAUAAGAAAUGGAUAGAUGUUAUAACAGUUCCAUUAAUGAUGGCUUAUGUGACAAGAUACAUCUUUGGAACAGAUAAGUUAAGAAGAAAUGCGUUCGAAGUAAGAGGAUUAAAUGGUGCACGUACUGGUGUAAUACACUGUGAUGAUAGUGCUAUUCUGAGUCAAUGGUUAAAGUAUAUAACUGAUAAUAUUACAGGAUUAACACAUUUACAGAUGAAAUUAUAUAAUCGUAAUUUUGGAGUCGGUGAACGUAUAGAAUACAUGGGCUGGGUUAAUGAAGCAGUAAGCAAUAGUAAUCAGCCAUGGCAGAGUUAUAGACCGAGAUUUUUAGCACUGAAAGGACCCGAUUUGUUAUUAUUUGAAACGCCCCCUUGUAAUAUAGGAGAUUGGUCACGAUGUGCAUUAACUUUUAAAGUAUAUCAAACAAUGUUUCGUGUAAUGCGAGAGUCCGAAAAUGUAGAUGAAAGACAGCACUGCUUUUUAGCACAAAGUCCGGGUAAACCUCCACGAUAUCUAAGCGUUGAAACUAGACAAGAACUCUUAAGAGUUGAGGCAGCAUGGCAUACUGCAGUGUGUUCAGCUGUUACACAUUUGAAAAGUAAAACCUUUCCUGUUACUUUUAAUGGAAGGAGCGCAGGAUUAACCUUAGAAUGGACUCAAGGUUUUACACUUUCUUAUGAAGAUAUUGGAGAGACUGUAUGGCGUUAUAAAUUUUCACAAUUAAGAGGAUCUAGCGACGAUGGAAAAAGUAGACUGAAGUUACAUUUUCAAGAGUUGGAUAGUAUCGCUAUUGAGACAAAGGAAUUGGAAUGUUCUCAGUUGCAGAAUUUAUUGUUCUGUAUGCAUGCAUUCUUAACUGCGAAGGUUGCUGCAGUUGAUCCAACAUUUUUAACAUCAACAACUCCGUAAGAAUCGAAGUAAGUAUUAUUGCCAAAUAAAUCACAGAGGAAAAUAGAUCACUAUUCAACAUUCAUAUAUUUGCAUAAACAUACAGAAAUAUUCUAGUUAAUAAAUUAGAUCAAAGAUAUGUCAAGUACUAGUCAAUUUUUGAGAAAGAUAUUUAUCAUUUUUGAAAAAAUUAUAUAAAUGUUUUACUUUACUGCCUCUAGUUUUAUUUGUAUGGAAUAUUGGUGAACUUCUAUAGUUAGCAAUAUUAAUUUCCUCGAGUUAUUUUAUUUAUAUAUAUUAUGUAUUUUAUGUUAUUUUAUGUAUACGUGUUAUUAUGUACCUUGCUAUUAAUUAAGCACUGCUAUUUAUUUUUUAUACUUCAUAGAUUAGGUCGAUUAUAAAAUACAGAUAUUGUUGUUUUACUUUUAGGAAUGUUUUAUAUGACAUUGUUUUAAUAUAGCAGUCAUAUUUUGCAUUUAUUACGAAAAAAAUGUCAGAAUUUAAAAAAAAACUCGCGCUCGUUCAUGAUUUUUAAGUUCCAGUGAUAAGGCAAUCUCUCUUGAGCAAUAAGUUGUACAUUCAAAUUUCCUUUCAUGUAUAUCGGGUGCCUUAAAAACCAUGAACAAGAUGUAAUUAAUAAGUUUAAAAAGUUGAUAAGUUAAGCAUCGAAGUUGAAUAGUUCUCUAGAACAGCAAAUCUUAUGCAUUUAAUACCAACAAGUAUGUAUUACAUUAGAAAAUUUCAUUUUAUGUUAAAAACCGAUAUUUAAGAUUACAUUAGUCUGAUAUUAAUUUCAAAUCAGUAUUAUUCGAGCGAAAUCAUUAAAAUCAUGGUGUAAUAAUCUGAUAGCAAUAAGUAGUAACAAUAGACCAUGGUGGCCAUCUAUUAAAAAAUUUUAUUUAUAAAUAUAUAAAUGAUGGAGGAUAGAUUACGAAUUGUAGAAGCUUAUCAUUGAAUGAGCUUUGUAAGUAAUUAAAUUGCUAAUUAUCUCUUUUUAAAUUUUAGCAGUGCAUUUUUAUAUGGAUCUUGAUUUGUGCAUACAACAUUAAUUUAAAAAAGAUAGUUUCAAUAUUUUAAGCUUCGUUUGUUGAAUAUUUUUUAUUUUUUCUACAUGAGAAUUCUAUUGUAUGAAAGUUUCUUAUUACAUCGCAAAACUUCAUUUUCCUUCAUCACAUUUAAAAGCUAUAAUGUUACCAAGUACAUUAAAGUAACUUUUGGAACAAGUAUCACACCUUGUGCAAUUAAUCUAUCAAUUUACAAAUCUAUUUAGAGCAAUAAAUGUAUAAUGAAUGAAGAAACAAAACAAAUGCUGUUUAGAUUACAAACUGCACUUUGUAUUAACCAUGAUACACGAUUUUUAUAGUUAAGAUAUUAUGAGAAUUUUAUCAUAACCGUCUCAAAAAACUAAUAAAACUAUGUGUGCUUACAACUAUAUGUAUAAGUAUAUUCUAUUUAACAAUUAGUUAUUCGACUUUCUUAGUUAAUUUACUAUUUUAAAAAAGACAUAUUUUUAGCACCUACAUAGAAAUGGAUUUUAAUAAUAAGAAAGUUGUUGAAAAUUUCAUUUUUAUUGCACAUUUUAAAGGUCUCCAGUUACUUGUAGAAAGUGCCUAUAUUAAUAUAUAUAAUACAAUAGCAAUUAUACAAAAGAGCAUUAUUAUUUAAAAUUAAUCUUGUUUAUUUUAUUCUUAUUAUAUUAUCAGAGCGUUACCAUGGUCAGAAUUUUAGAUACUAUAGUGGUUUAUCAUUAAAAGGCACUCUAGAAAGAUCACAUUAUUAUAUUCAAGUGUUUCAUAAUGUGUUUUGUAAUUUGGAGUUUUUUUAUCUUUUAUGCUAUGUUAUGUUUUUCAUGUUCAUUUAAGAAACGACCAUAUGCAUAUAAUAUUGAACAAUAAUACAAUUUAGGGAUUAAGUAAAACUUAAUGCUGAAUUUAAUUACAGAAGCAUUGCGGUGAAUUUUGAUAAUUUUUAAUGCUGUUAGAGAAAGAGACGAAAUAGUCCAAAGAAACGAGAAUACAGGGAAGUAUUGUUUGUAGGCAAUCACUUGUUAGACUCGCAAUUUAAUAAAAGUGUAAUAUCUGAAAAAAACAGAAAAGUAUUUCCAAUACGAGUCAAUGCAUCCUUAAAACAAUUGUAAUUAUUCCUAAGCAACUGUAAUUACUAAGUGCAGAAUAUGUUGCAAUAUUCUAUGAUACUCCUGUUUUUUUAUUGUACACAUGCAUCGCGUGCAUUCUAUAGUUAAAUUUAGAUUAUUAUUAAAAAAAAAACUGCACAACUAGAUUAAAUAGAUGAAAUAAGCAAGACAUGAAAUUAAACUGCGAGAGUUAAGCAUAAUGUAUUUAUUUGUUAUGAAUCAUUGUUUUAAAAACUACAUUUUCAAAUGAGAUCAUUGGAGAAUCCCCCAUGUGAAAAUUUGUAAUUUUUUAAAGAUCAUAAUAAGUAUUUAUUUAUGUAUAAAUGUAUAGAGUAUGUUAAAUAUAUGCGAUGUUGUAAAUUUUAAGUUGAAAUAACACAAGAUCUGUAUCAUAAUUUUUUUAAAUUAUUUAUUACAAUAAAGUAUUGUAUUGUAUUUAAUGAGCUUGCACAAUAUUAUAAUAUUUUAGAGGAUUCUACAAUGCAUUGGCAUUUGCAUAAGUAUUUGAAAUCAUUCUGUGCUAGACACAAAUAUCAGUGUAUAUAGAGAAACAUGGCCAUACAUUUU